GUAUAAAUGUGACCAAUCAAAUCGCGUAUUUAUUAUUUAUACGUCCAUCAAAUACCAAGAAAUAUACCAUUUUAAGAAAAUGAUAAAAAUAAACUAAUUCAUUUUUGUCUAUUUUCCAAUAAACAACUAAUUUGAUUAAAUUUAAAACAUGUUACGAACAACUUAUGCAACAAAUUUAAAAUCAUUCGGUUUCUUUCAUUUUCAUACAGUAUGUGUACGAUGUACCGAAAAAAUUCAUAAAACAUUCUCUGAAAAACUUGAAGAUGGUCCGCAAUUUGAGGAUUUCAUUAGCAAUAAUUAUACAGAGUAUAAAGGAAAAUUAAAAUUGGAGAAAGGAGACAGCAGAUUAAAAUUACCUCCAUGGCUUAAAACUGAAAUACCUAUGGGUAAAAAUUACAGUAAAAUAAAAUCUCAAUUAAGGCAACUACGUUUAAGUACAGUCUGUGAAGAAGCUCGUUGCCCUAAUAUUGGAGAAUGUUGGGGUGGAGGAAGCCAUGGUACUGCAACUGCUACUAUUAUGUUAAUGGGAGAUACUUGUACUCGUGGCUGUCGAUUUUGUUCUGUCAAAACAUCUCGUACGCCACCGCCAUUAAAUCCUGAAGAACCAGUUAAUACAGCAACUGCAAUAACAGAUUGGGGUUUAGAUUAUGUUGUUCUUACAUCUGUUGAUAGAGAUGACUUAAGCGAUGGUGGAGCAGAACAUAUAGCAAUGACAGUAAAAGAAAUUAAAAGAAGAAGUGAUAUUUUUGUUGAAUGUUUAGUACCAGAUUUUAAAGGAAACAGAAGUAGUAUUGCAACUAUUGUUGCUUCCAAUCUUGAUGUAUUUGCUCAUAAUAUUGAAACUGUGGAGAGAUUAACACCAUUUGUGAGAGAUAGGCGAGCUAAUUAUAAUCAGUCCUUGGAUGUCUUAAGAAUAGCUAAAGAAUGUAAUGAAAAUUUAAUUACAAAAUCAUCAAUCAUGCUUGGAUUGGGUGAAACUGACAAUGAAGUAGAACAAACAAUGAGAGAUUUAAGAAAUGCUGGAGUAGACGCUUUAACAUUAGGGCAGUACAUGCAGCCCACAAAAAGACAUUUAAAAGUAAUAGAAUACGUUACACCCAGCAAAUUUAAAUUAUGGGAAAAUAUGGGAAAACAAUUAGGAUUUCUUUAUACUGCAAGUGGUCCAUUAGUACGAUCUUCAUACAAAGCUGGCGAAUUCUUUUUAACAAAUAUUUUAAAAGAUCGUCAUCAUCAAGAAACCAAAACACCCUCUGAACUAUAA
Messenger RNA from Vespula vulgaris, 1261 nucleotides. RefSeq names its product lipoyl synthase, mitochondrial (gene Las). Gene Ontology annotation, molecular function: 4 iron, 4 sulfur cluster binding; lipoate synthase activity. The transcript has 6 exons. The coding region runs from base 149 to 1261 and encodes 370 amino acids. Gene Ontology annotation, biological process: lipoate biosynthetic process. The record is from RefSeq and is a predicted model, not a curated record. Gene Ontology annotation, cellular component: mitochondrion. NCBI's taxonomy places the organism in Eukaryota, Metazoa, Arthropoda, Insecta, Hymenoptera, Vespidae.